Molecule: messenger RNA, 3247 nt
Organism: Dermatophagoides pteronyssinus (European house dust mite)
Lineage: Eukaryota; Metazoa; Arthropoda; Arachnida; Sarcoptiformes; Pyroglyphidae
Product: ABC transporter G family member 20-like
Biological process (GO): lipid metabolic process
Cellular component (GO): membrane
Molecular function (GO): ATP binding; ABC-type transporter activity; ATP hydrolysis activity
Source: RefSeq, a predicted model, not a curated record
GAUACUCCUAUCAGUGACCACAACUACCACCACCAUCUUGAUUCUCAUUGAUCAUCCUGUUUGACAGGCUAUCAAACAGGGAUAAUGUUUUCGCCUAAAUAUUACAAUCGUUACUUGGACGAUCAUUUCGAUCGACAGUACUAUUCGGCGAGGCUCAAACUUAAAAAAUUCGAUACUGACGAAUUUCAAUCAAUGAUCAUCGCCAAUCAACAGCAUUUGCUUGCCUUUGCCGGACCACAGGCACCGGAACCACGUCCACCAUGUAUCGAGACCAGAAAUCUUUCGUUUCAUUAUAAGGCAAGCCAGCCGGUUCUUAAAAACAUUUCGAUCAAUGUACCGCAAGGCCGAAUCUAUGCAUUACUCGGUUCGAGUGGAUGCGGAAAAACUACCUUAUUGCGAAUGAUUCUAGGCAUGCUCAAACCGAAAACCGGCACAAUUCGAGUAUUUGGAAUGCAACCUGGAACGGCUGAAAUCAAAAUACCUGGUUCUGGUGUUGGUUACAUGCCACAAGAUUUGGCUUUAUUCCGUUUGUUCAGUAUUGCAGAAACAUUCGAAUACUAUGGCCGUCUAUAUGGAAUUCCAAUGGAAACAAUCAAAGAACGAACCAAAUAUUACAUCGAAUUUCUCAAUUUGCCGGGUAAAAAUCGUCUCAUCACUCAACUCAGUGGUGGCCAACAGCGUCGUGUUUCGUUGGCCGUAACUCUCAUGCAUGAACCUCCUUUGCUCAUUCUGGACGAACCGACCGUAGGCGUCGAUUCAGUACUUCGACUUAAAAUUUGGAACUAUCUCGAAGAAUUGUGUGGCAAACUCGGCACCACUGUGAUAAUCACCACACAUUACACUGAAGAGGCUCGCAAUUCAUACAGGGUUGGCUUUGUAGAUUCGGGAAUCAUUCUGGCCGAAGACAAUCCACAACGUCUUCUAUUCAAAUACAAUUGCCGUUCAUUGGAGGAUGUCUUUCUUGAACUUUGUCUGGAACGAGCACGAUUGCCCGAAAUCAGUGUCCAUAAUGGUAACAAUCAAUCAACACAGGUCAACACUGGCAAUCAACAACACACAAUACCACAAGUUCAGAUCAUUGUCGAAGAAAGUGAUGGAAAUCGUCAAGAAUCCAGCAGUAGUAGCAGCAGCAGUAGUGACAGAUCAAUCGAACAAAUCGAGAUGAGUCAGAUUCCCAAAGAUUUAAACAAUAACGACAACAACAACAACAAUAUGGUUCCGGCUACAUUACCUAUACCGCCUAUUCAUCCAAAUGCACCACAAAGCCAAAUGGAUAAUAAGAAUUCAACAGGAAAGGGUACUUCUCAAGCGUGGCUAGAUUAUGGCCGUUUUACUGCAUUGUUAGCCAAAAAUUAUCUACUUUAUCGACGAAAUCCCGUAUCAAUCAUUUUGAUGAAUGUUAUUCCAUUGGUUCAGGUUACUUUGUUUUGCGUUACGUUUGCCCGUAAUCCGGAAAAUAUUCCAGUGGCCAUUGUCAAUUUUGAAAAUCACUCCCUAUCUCUAUCUAACUUGUUCAUCGAUCAAUUGGACCAGAAAUCAUUGUUGCUUCAUUACUACGACAACGUUGAUAAUGCUAUUGGAUCGGUGCAAAAUCUUCAAACGUACAAUGUCAUAACGUUUCCCAGCAAUUUCUCUCGAUUUUUUCGCCAACGAUUUCUCAAACCAGAACAGAUUACCGAUGAGAUUGUACGACAAAGUACUAUCAGUCUUUUUCCUGACACCACUCAAGCUGUAUUUUAUCUGUACACAUACCAAAAGGUACUCGAAGCAUUAGAAAAGUUUUUGGUUAUUGUCGGCAAAAGCAUGGGCUUCAAUCCGAACUUUUUCGGCUCACCAGUCGUCCUCACCGAAACUAUGUAUGGCCAAAACAAUCUUCAAUAUUUGGAAUUCGUGACGCCAGGCAUGAUCAUAGCCGUCGUUCAUGGUCUUUCAAUGUUGAUCGGUUCGUUUACAAUCAUCAGAGAACGAUUUGAUGGCCACCUAGAGCGUGGUUUCGUUGCCGGCAUUCGAACCACAGAAAUUCUUUUAUCGCAUAUCAUCUUUUCCGAACAACAUCUGGUUACCACCGAUGACGGAUAUAUUCUUGUUGUGUUUCGCAUUAUAAAUCCUUACAUUAAACACGUUAAGCGUCCGAUCAUUCUGUGGCACGGAUUGGGUGUUUCGUCUGAUUCGUGGCUUUAUUCUACCGAAGGUCGUAUCAAUGGUAGUGGAAUCUAUGUGGAAAAUAAUUUGCUGGUCAAUGAUUGUCAUGAAUCGGUAACCAAUUCGCUAGGUUUUACUCUUGCCGCUUGCGGCUACGAUGUUUGGCUGCCAAACAGUCGCAGUGGCCACUAUUCAGUUGGACACAUCAAACUUGAUUCAAGCCGAGAUCCUCUAUACUGGAAGUUUAGUUUAACCGAACUGGCAUUGUAUGAUAUUCUGGCGGUCGUUGAAUUCGUGUUGCGCACUACUGGCCACAAAUCGUUGGGGUAUAUUGGCCAUUCGCUUGGUACGGAUCAAAUGUUUGCAUUACAAUCACUGAUACCCGAAUCAGGUAGACUAUUCGAACCAUUCAUAGCGUUAGCGCCAGUUGCUUAUUUGGGCGGUAUUUGGAGUAUUGCCAGAUUCGGUGUUCCUCUCGAACCAUUACUAAGGGCAUUUCCAGGUCCAAUAGGUGUUCCGGCACCAAUUAUGCAGUUGAUAGCCGUUGUAAUUUGCGGCAACGAAUAUCUUAAUGAUAUCUGUCUUGAUACACUUAAUCUGAUCGACGGAGCGGAUAAUCCUAAUUUCAAUCGGUCUACGGUAACGGUAGAAGUAGGACAUUCGGCAGUUACAUCUUCCACUUGGUUAUUGGCUCAUUUAGCACAGCAAGUCAAAUCGAAUCGUUAUCAGAUGAUGAAUCAUGGCAUUGUAGAAAAUAUACUUCGUUAUGGUCAAAAUGAUCCACCUACAUAUCCAUUGGGUGAUAUCAGUUCUCCACACAUUGCAUUAUUCCGUGGCCAAAAUGAUGCGUUGGCCGAUGUUUACGAUGUAGAACAUCUGGUUCGUAGUCUUAAAGUAAAAUUAUUGGACAACUACAUUGUACCAUAUGAUAAAUGGGAACAUCAUGAUUUUCAGGUUGCCAUUACACAAGGAUUUUACGUCAAUCGCCGUAUACUUGGGUUGUUGGCCCAAUUCGAUCAUGCCUGAUCAAGCUUUCACUCUCAUUCUCUCUAUCUUUCGCUCUCUACAUUAAUGAUCCAAAUAAAUAAACAUUUUUUAUAUCUAA